This is a messenger RNA of Coregonus clupeaformis (lake whitefish), 1571 nucleotides long. RefSeq names its product class A basic helix-loop-helix protein 9-like. The transcript has a single exon. Gene Ontology annotation, molecular function: protein dimerization activity; RNA polymerase II transcription regulatory region sequence-specific DNA binding; DNA-binding transcription factor activity, RNA polymerase II-specific. The record is from RefSeq and is a predicted model, not a curated record. The coding region runs from base 383 to 1303 and encodes 306 amino acids. Gene Ontology annotation, biological process: developmental process; regulation of transcription by RNA polymerase II. Lineage: Eukaryota; Metazoa; Chordata; Actinopteri; Salmoniformes; Salmonidae.
GGCACCAGAGGAGUCGGAGAGGAGACGGAGACCAGGGCUGUCAGGACAUAACACCCAACAACAUCCCGACUGACAGCCCCGUGAAAGACGCCGCGGGACACAGCACCCAACACCAACCCGACCGGCAGCUCCGUGAAAGACGCCGCAGGACACAGCUCCCAAAACCAACCUGACCGGCAGCCCCGCAGAACAAGCCACGGUUCAACAGCAGAAGAGGGGCUGGCAUAGCGACGGCAGCUAUAGGAACACACCAGGUACACAGCAUCUAAUCUACCUCAUAGCCUCCACUAUACAAGAAGAAUUACACAAAGCUACAGACAGCGGCUACAUAGAAACAACUAAGUAGACAGUGGCUACAGAGCAACUACAACAACAGCCAGUGAUGAUGAGCGGAAGCAGUCUGGAAAGGUCAGAGGAAUUCUCAGAGGAGGACCUGGAGCUGAGCAUGCUGGGUCAGGGGGAGGAUGAUGAGGCGAGCGACGGCAGCCCCAAGGGCCCCUUGCAGGACAGCGAGGGCUCGGCCAGCAGCCCCCCCAGCGACGACCCUGAGGAGGGACAGUCCAAGAAGCGUAGCCGCCCGGUCCGCUCCAAGGCCCGCCGUGUGGCCGCCAACGUACGCGAACGCAAACGUAUCCUGGACUACAACCAGGCCUUCAACGCUCUGCGUGUGGCACUCAACCACGACCUCAGCGGCAAGCGGCUCUCCAAGAUUUCCACCCUGCAGAGGGCCAUCAACCGCAUCUCGGCCCUAUCUGUCUUCCUCAGCUCCAACCCCCCCAGUAAGCCCUGCUCCCACUGGGAGUGCCACAGGCCAGCUGGGGGGCCAUUGGUGGUGGGAAAGGUGGGGACAUCAAGGCUGGACCUGCCCAGGGUGUCAGUCGCUCAUCGCCUGGAGCCCCAGAACUACGUCUCCUGGAACCACGCAUCACUCCCCCAUCAGAUCCAGCCCCAACAGGGAACCCACCCUCACCCUCACAGGCUGCCAACAGAGACACACCUCUACAUGGACAGCAUGGGCUCCUCAUGCCCCACCUCACCAUACUACCCCUGCUACCCCGCCAAGGGCCAGUUGUACACCUCAAAAGGACACUGUGGGACAGGAAACCCCUUGGAGCAGCCGCCCAGCCCUAUUAGGUACACCCAGGUGGGCGAGGGGCUGGGGUACCAGACGGGGGUGUGGGCCUCCUGCGCCCAGGGCUAUAUGGACGCGUUUAUGGAGUCGUCUCCAGCCCUGGGCCUCCCCUGGCAGGUGAGCUACAUCCAGGAGACAGCAGGCCCCCAGCACAGCUUGCCCCUGCUCUGACACUAGGACCAGAGAAGUUAUGGCCUAGCUAUCCACCACUGUGACCCCUGGAGCCUGGAGAAUAGACCAGCCAACUGUCCUAAUGAUCUCAGGGAAAAAUAUGAAAAAGUGAGCUUCAUGUGCUCUCACUGUUGCAAUGGAUUCAGUAUUACAGUGCUACUCUCUAAAGUAGAGACACUGAAUUAGUUUCACGUUUUAAUGUCAAAGUGAAAUGCCUUUCUUGCAAGCUCUAAACCCAACAAUGCAGUAAUCAAUAACAAUGUAACAC